GCAACAGCAGCAUCAGCAGGAAAUGCCGCAGCAGCAACAGCAACAUCAGCAGGAAAUGCUGCAGCAUCAACAGCAGUGCUACAAUCAACAGCCACAUCAGCAGCAAAUGCCGCAGCAGCAAAUGCCGCAGCAGCAAAUGCCACAGCAGCAAAUGCCACAGCAGCAAAUGCCACAGCAGCAAAUGCCGCAGCAGCAACAUCAGCACUACAUUCAACUGCAACAUCAUCAGGAAAUGCCGCAGCCGCAACAGCAGCAUCUGCAACACCAGCAGCCACUGCCGCAGCAGCACUACAUUCAACAACAACAUCAGCAGCUAAUGCCGCAGGAGCAAAACCAUCAACAGCAACACCAGCAGCCGCUGCCGCAACAGCAGAACUUCCAUCAACAGGAAGACCAGCAGCCACUGCCGCAACAGCAGCACUGCCAUCAACAGCAACACCAGCAGCAAGUAGACCAAAGGAAGCCCCAACUACAACUAAAUGAUUCAGGGCAGUGGUGCACAUCGAGUGCUUGUAAAGGAUGGGCGCCCGUGCGAAUAAUCCUUAACAAAAAUGAUCAAUCAAUGUCAAUGGCGUUUAAUUGUUCAUUACCACCAAAUCCUAUUGAUGAUGGUGAAGUUCACUGCUGCACUUAAACUAAUUUUCUUUAUUUUGAGCAAGUUUGCAUUGUACUUUUACCGACUCAUUUUUAUCCCUGAUGCUUAACCCUAACUAUUUAUGUUACGUUUAUGUUACACUUGAUUGAACUUUCUGCACCGUUAAUUACUAACAUUCUCGCUCAACAUGCGCAAGCCACAAAUUCACUCAGCGGUGUAAUUCAAUAGAGGAUGCUGAUCGGAGAGCGACUGCUGAUUCCCGCAUAUUUGACAAACUAUAAACCAUUUGGCAAGUGUCUUAGCGUAAAGGCACCAAUGAUUGUAAUGCUUCGCUAAAACGAUUGCAAAUUAAUGGUAAUGAACUCAAAAUUAAUAAACACCGGUUUGCACAUUACAUCGCUCAGUUUCAUUACUCGUAGAAAGUUCCGCAUGAUAUAUUGGCUAAGAGUGUACACCGAAAUGC
Anopheles merus is the source of this 1058-nucleotide messenger RNA. RefSeq names its product putative cyclin-dependent serine/threonine-protein kinase DDB_G0272797/DDB_G0274007. Bases 23 to 634 code for a protein of 203 amino acids. Lineage: Eukaryota; Metazoa; Arthropoda; Insecta; Diptera; Culicidae. The record is from RefSeq and is a predicted model, not a curated record. The transcript has 4 exons.